CUUGCUAAUAGAGAUGAAGUGAUUAUAUCCUCUGCUUCUUUAAAAAACAAGACAACGGGGCUACGGUAUAUCGAGCAGCUAUGUCUGUAGGCUUCACGCUUACGCGGGUGAAUGCCCUCUUUCGCCAACAUCUUUGGACGUUCCUGGACCAUCCCAGUUGUACCAUCCAUGCCUCUUGCUCGGUGUUUGCUGGACACAACAAGUGGUCCAAAGUCAAACACGUCAAGGGACCCAAGGAUACUGCUCGGAGCCGUGCCUUUCAGAAACUCAGCAUGAUGAUCCGAUUGGCUGUAAAAGAAGGAGGUCCCAAUCCAGAGUUUAACAGUAAUUUAGCCAACAUUAUUGAGCAAUGUCGGAGCAGAAACAUGCCAAAAGCCUCCAUUGAAGGAGCUAUUGCUGGCGGGGAUAGAACUAAAUCCUCCUACCUGUUGUAUGAAGCACGAGGCCCUGGCGGCUCCUCCUUUCUUAUUGAGAUACUGACAGACAACACAAAGAGGUCUUUCCAUGAUAUUCGACGGCUUCUGAGCCAAUACGGAGCAGCCCUUGCUGAUGGAGCUCGGCAUAACUUUGAGAAGAAGGGCAUUAUUGUGGUGAACAUGAAGGACCAGUCUGGUAAUUCUGUCAGCUUGGAACGGGCACUCGAGCUGGCUAUCGAAGCUGGUGCUGAAGAUGUUCAAGAAGAGGAAGAUGAGGAUGAGAAAAUGAUGCUUAAGUUCAUUUGCUCUGUGCCUACCUUGCGGCAAGUUCGUGAAAAGCUGAAUGCAGUGGGCCUCUGCUCACAUUCGGCCAGCCUUGAGUUUGUCCCGACUAUUACUACCCAGCUGUCAGAUGAAGAGAUGGAUCGGGCGGCACAGCUGCUACAGGCACUCGGAGACUGUCUGGAUGUUGUACAAGUAUAUGAUAACAUUGCCUAAAAUUAGAGCACAUCUUUAUAAUACGCCCCCCUCUCUCUGACUUGCCAAAAAUUUACAAAUUGAGUGUUUGAUCUUUCCUUGAUGCCAGAUAUGGGCUGCCUCUUUUACCUGUUAAAAUUUACAACAGUGGGUAAGGGUUACUGUUUGCUCCCUUGGGUUUCUCUCACAGGUACCAUACUUCACCUUAAGGCAGGCCCACCAAAUGUAACAAAUUGCAUCAAGGAAUGAAGUGUGAAUGGUGGGGGAAUGUCAGGUACAGGCUCAAGGCCCUAUUCGAUGCACUUCUGCCUGGCAGGACAGGGAGUUCUGCCAGAAAGGCCAAAAAGUCUCUGGUUGAGACUUAUGGUGUUCCCUGGUAGAGCACAACAACGGCAGCCACAUUAACAGCGUUUCCAGCUUACCAAUGACCUAGCACAGCUUCAAGGAUGGCAGUGAACUGAAGGUAUUCCUGAGCCAGAGAUUGGUGUCACCGUUGAAUUGCUUCCUGCGCUGCCCAAACCAUCACAGGAUCAUUCACUUCUUAA
This is a messenger RNA of Eublepharis macularius, 1438 nucleotides long. RefSeq names its product translational activator of cytochrome c oxidase 1. NCBI's taxonomy places the organism in Eukaryota, Metazoa, Chordata, Lepidosauria, Squamata, Eublepharidae. The record is from RefSeq and is a predicted model, not a curated record. Bases 81 to 914 code for a protein of 277 amino acids. Gene Ontology annotation, cellular component: mitochondrion. The transcript has 6 exons.